Messenger RNA from Emiliania huxleyi CCMP1516, 657 nucleotides. RefSeq lists its product as hypothetical. The annotation marks the transcript as partial. The transcript has a single exon. NCBI's taxonomy places the organism in Eukaryota, Haptophyta, Isochrysidales, Noelaerhabdaceae. The record is from RefSeq and is a predicted model, not a curated record. Gene Ontology annotation, molecular function: protein binding.
UGCUCCUCGAGGCUGGCGCGGCGAUCAACCAAGCCAAGCAGAACGGUGCCACGCCGCUGUUCAUUGCGUGCCAGCUGGGCCACGUCGACAUCAUCCGGCUGCUCCUCGAGGCCGGCGCGGCAGUCUGCCAAGCCCGCAACAACGGCGCCACGCCGCUGCUCAUGGCGUGCUGGCAGGGCCACCUCGAGGUCGCCAAGCUCCUCUCCUCCUACGGCGCCUCCCGCGCCGCUACGCCCUUCGGCACGCCCGAGGAGGCCGCAAACAGCCGCGGCCACGCCGACCUCGCCGCCUGGCUGGUCGCCAGCCGCGGCUGGACGCCGCUCGCGCACCUUGAGACCCUCACCGCCGCCCGCGCCACCUGCCUCCUGCGCAGCGGCGCAAGCUUGCACGAGGGCGAGCCGACGCCGCUGCGGCGCGCCGCGGGCGGUGCGGGCGAGGCGGCGGCGCUGGUCCGGCGGGCGGCGGCGCUGUGGUCGCCGGCAAGCCACUCGCUCUUCCCCGCGGCGGCCCGCGCGCGGGCGGCGCUCCUCGUCCUCUCGCUCUACGAGAUCCACGAGCGGUACCACCUCGACUCGGCCGGAGCCACGAACGGCAUCGCGGCGCUCGACUUUGGCCACUGCGUCUUGGGCUUCGCGAUCACGCGCGAGACGGAGUAGG